UUCUUAUACCAUAUUCGAUAUUCCUACGUUGGUCGGAAAUGGCGGAGGGGAGAAGGCGAUAAACUUCCCAAAUUACGGUUCUUCCGCAACGAAAUGACUGACAGGGGAAACAAGCGAAGUUUCAUUUGCAUCUCAUCGUCGUCAGACGACGACGACGACGAGGACGAGGUCUCCUGUGGCGACGACGAAGAGGAAUCAGAUGAGCAGUAUGAUGAAGAAGACGAUGACGAAGGGGAAUCGGAAGAGGAGUACGAUAAUGAGGGCAGCGACGACGAUUGUGACGACGUUCUCUCCGAGCGAGUUAUCCGAUUUCUAAAAGAGAAUAAAAAUUUGGAUUCAUUGACACUUAAAGACUGCAAAGCUUAUUUACGGGAGAAUGGGUUGAGAAUAGCAGGGACUAAAUCCGUCUGUAUUCAAAGAAUCAGGGAGCAUUGGAGGAUGAAAGAUGAAAAUGGUGAAGCACAGUAUCCAAGGUCAUCCUUUGUUGUCAAUUGCACUGGUGAUGUUUGUAGGGGAGAUGUUGUUUUGUUCACUCAGAAAGUUUAUGCAAAGUUUGAUAAAGUAACUAGGCAUGGAGGGCUUAUAGGAAAGAGAACUGUAGCAGGGAGAGUAGUUAAGGAGAGCUAUGGUGCAACCAAACAGCAGCAUACUUUUACAGUCGAAGUUUUAUGGAGCAGGGGAGUUAGGAAAUUACCCCCACUUUAUCCUCUGCUCGUGAAGGGUCGAAAUCUAUAUAAACUAAGAACUUUUAGACAGCUUUGGAAUGAUGAAGCAGAAAGACUUCAAGUUCUUGCCGAAAAGCACAAAAGAGGUGCGGCUGCUCGGAGUUUACGAGCAAUGCGGACGAGGUGUAAAAAAUCAAAGACAUUUCCAUCCUGCAAGACAAACCUUGAACAGUAAAGAGAGCAGCAAGAGGAUGCAGUCAAAGGGCAAGAACAAGGUUCUACGUAGACAUCCAACAUAGGUCCCUAUUCUUUCAUUCAGAAAUUUCUUCUCACUUCAUGAUUGCGCUAAACAAAUAAUAAUAUUUUUUUAUUUUUUUUUUUAUUUUUACUUCGAUUAGAAAUUAGGAGAAUUUAAGCUGCAACAACCCAUAAUAAGAGUUACUAACAUAAACAUAACUGAACUGAUUAAGACAUAUAUUCUUUGCCAAGAGGUUUAAAGUUCAAACUAAAAAUAGAGAUAUUGGUGUUGGUAUUUGAUCCUAAAAAUGUUCACCCAUAUAGAAAGUAUACAAAGAGUCACCUUUGAAAGUCAAAUCAUUAGCCUAUUACCAAGUUCAUUCGCUUAUA
This is a messenger RNA of Momordica charantia (bitter melon), 1292 nucleotides long. NCBI's taxonomy places the organism in Eukaryota, Viridiplantae, Streptophyta, Magnoliopsida, Cucurbitales, Cucurbitaceae. The record is from RefSeq and is a predicted model, not a curated record.